CGUCACGAUAGGCUAACUGACCUGCCUUUUCACCUUCACCAAUGAUCCCUCACUGGUGCCCCGCUAGUGUAUACCGAUAGCGCAGGCAGGGUUACCAUUCUAUUAUAAUUCAUGAAAAAAAUGAAAGCUUGAUAAGGCAAGAUUAUUGACAGUCGUCUCUCGUAGUGACGCACGAGCACAUCGCUUCAUUAUGAAUAUCAAAGCUCGAGGAGUGCGCGCGUACACCGCAAUAUUUAACGUUGUGAUAAUCCCAGUUAUCUAAGUGUGCGUAAAGCAUUUCCGUGCUUGUGAAAAAAUUUGUGCCAACAACGACUUUGUAUUGUCUUUUUCAGAUGGAUUGAUGCCAGUAUUGUAUGAGACAUGAUUCGGAAUAAGAAUAGGAAGGACCAGCCGUCCCACAGUAGUACACUCAGAUCAGCGUUGCAAAAAAAUGAUAUUGAAACCUUCAAAAAACUCAUUAACAAUGUUGACCUUGAAUAUUCUUAUCCAUAUCCGGACUAUAAAACUUGUCUUGAAAUGGCUGUAUCCGAUCCAAAAAAAAUAGAUUUUGUAAAGCUUCUGUUACAACAUCGAGUACAAAUUAACACAUAUAAUAUAACCGGUAGCACUCCAAUCCACUUUGCAAUUGAUAAUGGUAACAAAGAAGCUCUGAAACUUCUGCUAGAAGAUGCUAGAAUAGAUGUGAAUAUUAAGUGGAAAGGAAACACUCCAUUGUUAAUGGCAAUUAAGCAAAUAGAAAAUAUAAAAUAUCACCCCGAUCGAUGCUCAGAAACACCUAUUUAUGAGGAUAUGAUAGAAAUGCUUCUUAAAGCUGGAUGUAAUGCAAAUGCACCAGACUUAAAAAAUAACACGCCAGUAUCAUGCGCAGCAAAACAAAAAUUAGAGAAAGUUAUAAACCUAAUUUUUACUUACUCUAAGGAUCCUAUUGAUCUCGAUACUUACAAAAAUGCGGAUGACAAAACAGCACGGGAUUUUUUAAAAGAAGCUUUUCCACACUUGUUUACACACUUUCCACAGUUUAGUUUUUCUGAUGUUGUUGACAAUGACAAAUUGUUUUCAUAUCUCAAUAAUGGCGAAGAAGACAAAUUUGUUCGUGACUUUAUAAAGCUUGUGGAGAAAGGUGAACAUCAAGGGGCAUUGGAAUAUACAAACAGUAACAAAACAAUGUUACAGCAAGCCACAGAAAAGGGGUUUGAUAAAGCUGUAGAGACUCUAUUGCUUUCUGGGGCAGACCCUAAUGCUAAUUGUUCGGAUAUUAUAUAUCGACCUAUAGCUAUUGCUUGUCAAAAAGGAUUUUAUAACAUAGUCGAAAUGUUCACUGAAAACGAUAAUACAUUACUUGACCCUAUAAAUGAUGAAUCACUUGUCACAUUAACUAUAAAAGGGAUGCAAAGCUAUUCCGAAAACUCUGAAACAAAUCAUAAACGUUGUUUACAAAUUUUACUUAAUCAUCAAAAAUACUGUACGAAUAUUGAUCAUAUUGAUAAAAAACAAAAUACAGCUCUACAUUAUGCUGCUCGAAUGGGCGAUAAUGACACUGUAUUGAUGUUAUUGCGCAAAGAAGCAUGCAUAGGUAUACGCAAUAUUUAUAAUGAACCACCAUUGGGUGAUAUCCAUGCUAAAACGAUAGAAACAUACUUAGAUGAAUGUCUUACAACAAACGGCGGACGCCUCACUGAUGAUGACUAUGAAGUACAGAUAAAUUAUAGCUUUCUAGUAUAUUCAAACGUUAAUACACUGAAGAAAGAUUUAACUAAAGAGCGUUUAAUAGAUAACGUGACAGAAUAUGAUGCUAUUUUAGCUCCAGAAACAGAUGCUAUUUUGUAUAUGACUCGAAACGAAGAGUUGAGACCCCUAUUAAAGCAUCCGGUGAUUACCAGUUUUCUAUAUUUAAAAUGGCAAAGAAUAAGUUUUCUUUUCUACGCAAAUAUUACAUUAUAUUCUCUGUUAUGGUUCUGUCUGAUUCUUUACAUUAUAUUAGGUUAUGGAAUAGAAUAUAAGGAGCCAAAUUCUAUUCAAACAUUUAAUGUUUUUACUCAUACCGGUGUUAUCUUUGGAUUAAUAUUCUUAAUUAUUAGAGAGUUGUGCCAACUAUUAGUUGCGCCUAUAAGGUACUUGCAGAAUACUGAAAAUUGGAUGGAAAUAGCAUUAAUAAUUGUAACUUCGUGGAUCGUAUGUUAUGAUUCUGCACCAGAAUCAACAAAGCAACAAUUAUCAGCUGUAGCUAUUUUAUUAUCAUCUGCAGAAUUAGUUCUUUUAAUUGGUCAAUUUCCGACAUUAUCAACAAAUAUUGUAAUGUUGAGAACUGUUUCAUGGAACUUCUUCAAAUUUCUCCUUUGGUAUUGUAUUUUAAUAAUUGCCUUUGCGCUUAGUUUCUACACAUUAUUUAGACAAGAAAUCAAUGAUGACAAAAAUGCUCCAAAUCCUAAUUGUACUAAAAAAGAAGAAGACGAGGAGGAAGACUUAUUCGUGGACCCAGGAAGAUCACUGUUUAAAACCAUCAUUAUGUUAACAGGGGAAUUAGAUGCAGGUUCAAUUAAGUUCGGUACAUUCCCCGUAACAAGUUAUAUUAUAUUUAUUCUAUUUGUUUUUAUGAUUCCUAUUGUGCUAUUUAACUUACUUAAUGGUCUAGCAGUCAAUGAUACACAAGCAAUUAGAGCUGACGCAGAACUAGUUGGUCACAUAUCUCGAAUCAAAUUAAUAUCACAUUUUGAGAGUGUACUUAUAGGCAAUGCUGCAUGGACAAGUAAAUUAUGGAAAUGGCUGCCAACAUAUAUUCAAAGAUCCAUUAUUUUAAAGUUUAUAACAUCAUAUAUAGAAACUUUAGCAAAACGCAUAACACUUUUUCCACAUUUUUUGCCUGAACAUCGCAUUAUUGUGAUACCAAAUCAAGAGUACAAAAUAGUGAUACCUAAAACUACACAAAAGUCAUACACACAGUCGCACAACAAUGAGGAUAUUGAGGGUCACAAUCACUUCGAAUACUUAAAGAAUUACACAUUUGAUAAAAGUAUUGUGAAAAACGCUAAAAUUGUAAUUAGUGCUAAGACAGAAGUUUUAGAACUUGACGAAAUAAAGAAUAAAUUAUGUCAUUGUGAGACAAAAAUUUCCAAACUCCAAAAUCUACUAGAAAAAGUGCUAGAAAAAUUAGAAUCUCUUCCUCAUUAAUCUAAUGUACGUUUUGUAAUUUUUUUUCGAGCUGUAAUUACUGUUGGACUCAGAUGGUCUAGACAGCUUCACCGGGCGCGUAUGCAAGGGCGAGUGCGGAUGGCACUUCAAGCCCGCUAGAGGGGAGCGACAAAGUACCGACUCUUACCGAUGGACUGCGGCGUUUGCCCAAGGGUACCAGAGCGGCUCGGACCUCGACAUUUUUUUUUAAUGGAUGAUAAUAUAAUAGUAGCCCCGCUUCCGCUAACGGUAUACGCUUACGGGGCACCAGUGAGGGAUGAUAUAUAAGAAUAAAGAGGCAGGUCACAGUUAGCACAUCGUGAUAAAUACACCUGGAAUUCAACACGAUGGUUUCCAAGGAGAACCACGUGGAGGUCAACCUGAUAGGGUAUACUGCUAGCAAUAGAACUGGUAGAUCACAUUACUAACAAUCCCUUUCCCCUGGACCUCCGCUUAGAUCACCGUACUUCGACCCCCGACAAGGGACGGAAGAUCGGUUUGAAUCGAGGGGGGAGAAGUCGGUGGAUUGCACUCAUGUGUAUACCUGAUUAUGCGUGAACGGUAUGUUGGAGAUCUUCGUCCCCGCCGGCGGAGACAGAGUAUACGGUGUGGUUGUGUGAGUGACAAAUGUUCAGCAUUUGCCAAAGUAAUUGGAUCGUCGGGAUCAGAAAAGUGCGUACCCCGAACAACCCCGUUAAGGAGGGAUGUUCUCCCUAGGGGUGUAAGUAGCCGCUUUCACGGUGAGCGGAUUCGAAUGGGACUCGGGCGACACAUAUUGUACAUAACUCCAAUGUUAUUUCGUAUUCUUCUAUUAUUAUGAAUGUGAAAAGAGAUUUAAGGUUAUUUAAAAUUAUUUAUAUCGUAGAUUUAAAAAUCCCUGUUUUAGUAAUUACCUAUACAAGAAAAGAGUGCAUGGGGGCUCGUUGUCAAAAUUAUUGUACGUAAUAAAAAUAUAUCUAUGAAAUAGAAGUAAUUAUUAAAAUAAAACAUGCUAGUUUAUA
Molecule: messenger RNA, 4169 nt
Organism: Galleria mellonella (greater wax moth)
Lineage: Eukaryota; Metazoa; Arthropoda; Insecta; Lepidoptera; Pyralidae
Product: transient receptor potential cation channel protein painless-like
Exons: 2
Coding region: 361-3168 (935 amino acids)
Biological process (GO): monoatomic ion transport; transmembrane transport
Cellular component (GO): membrane
Molecular function (GO): protein binding; monoatomic ion channel activity
Source: RefSeq, a predicted model, not a curated record